UGUACCGGAACAGUUCUUCAAAUAGAAGUAGAGAUUUUUGGAAAUGGUUUGUUUUUGUAUUCUGAAUUUGGAGAAUACAUUCCAUAUUUCUCCUUGAUCUAAGAAUCUGGACUCGAUUCAGGGUUUAUACAUUUUGCAAUCUACUUAAAGAAGGUUGUUGGUUGUGUUCUGCUGCUCAUUUCGCCAGGUAUUAGCGCCGCAACCAUUUUAGGUUUUCUUCAGGUCUCUGCAUUGCUUGUACGUUGUUAAAAUUUCCGCCGUUUUGUCCAUUGAUUUGAUUGGUUGUUCUUAAGGUUGUGGUUUUCAUUGUCUGCGACGGAAUUAUUGAAAGACGACUCAAUGAGAUGUCCAUCUGAAACACGUUGUUCCGAGUGGGCAAUAAAAUACUUAGGAUUAUGCAUUUGCAACACAAGAGAUGUGUUAGUAUAUGCUCUAGGAUUUAUUAGUGUAAUUUGUUGGAGUGUAGCGGAAAUUCCCCAAGUUGUUACAAAUUACAAGAAGAAAUCUGCCGAGAGCCUCUCUUUUUGGUUUCUUCUGACAUGGAUAGUAGGAGAUCUUUUCAAUCUUUUUGGCUGCUUGUUAGAACCCGCAACUCUUUCAACACAAUACUAUAUGGCAUUGUUAUAUACAAUUACUACCGUGACUCUUGCUGCACAAGUUGUAUACUAUGAACACAUUUAUCCACGAUUCAAGUCCAAGAAAAAGCAUCAAGAGCCAAAGGAAGUUGUGGAAAAGACAAUAGAGACCAGUCAUGGAGUUGAUGUGCAAGAUGACAAUAAUAUAACGAGGAAGGCUGUUGUCCGAAGCUCACCUAUUCCUUUCCCAGCAUGUUCUUCCGACCAUAAUGAUCUAUAUUUCAUGUCUGCAAGAUCUCUUUCAGUAAGUCGUACGCCUACCCUCGGGUCUUUCCCAGCUUCAAAAACUCCUACUGGCGAUGGUGAGAAUAAUUUGUGUAAAGAACCAUUGCUUGAAAAUACUCGGCCAACACAAUCUGCUCCUUCAAAUAUAAAGACUACUCUCUGCGUGGUUUCUUUGAUGACAUUUUUCCUUGGCGGUUGUGACUACAAAGUAGCAACAAGUAACAAAAAUUACAUGAUCUCUAAUGUUUCAACAAAAGGGGUUGUGUUGCAAGUGAGAAGAAAACUUCUAGAGAGGACUAGAACUUCAGCACAUAAAGUUGUUACUGCAGAAAGCAGGGGGUUUGGAUCAAUCCUAGGUUGGGGAAUGACAGUCAUUUACUUGGGUGGACGUUUUCCUCAAAUUCGCUUAAAUAUUAAAAGAGGAAGUGCAGAAGGGCUUAACCCACUAAUGUUUGUUUUUGCUCUUUUGGGAAAUCUUACUUAUAUGGGAAGCAUCUUGGUUCACAGUACAGAUUUUUUAAACAUAAGACCAAACCUUCCAUGGCUUGUGGAUGCAUUGGGAUGUAUAGUUCUUGAUACUUUUAUACUUCUUCAGUUCUUCUAUUUUUACUAUCGAUCGAGAAACUAACUUGAGACAGAUCUUUGACUUCAUGGCCAAAAGAAAGCUAGUGGGCAUAGGAUACACAAGAUUAGAGCUGCAAUGGAAGAGACUACUACAACUACAUAAGAUCAACUUGCUGCCCUGCAGACAGCAACCAAGACUUCUUUCUUCAGAUUUUAAAAUUUCAAUUUAUUAGGCCUCUCUGGUUUUCAUGCAUAGGAUACACAAGAUGAGAGCUGCUAUGGAAGAGACUACUAUGAAUACAUAAGAUCAAUUUGCUGGCCUGUAGAUAGCAACACCACUUCUUUCUUCUGAUUUAAAAAUUUUCAAUUUAUUAGGCCUCU
Molecule: messenger RNA, 1805 nt
Organism: Andrographis paniculata
Lineage: Eukaryota; Viridiplantae; Streptophyta; Magnoliopsida; Lamiales; Acanthaceae
Exons: 15
Coding region: 340-1488 (382 amino acids)
Source: RefSeq, a predicted model, not a curated record